UUUCAUUUUGUUAGGUGAAUUUGCGUAUAUCCAGCAAGCGAUAUCACUGGGAUGCGAAACAAGGCCGACGUAAUGCAAAAGCCGAACGAAUCACAAGAUUGUUUACUUUCGAAGAGCAAGCCGAUCGUAAUCGAAUUGCAGCUAUGAUUGGUGAAAUGCCAUCGCCAAAAGGACCAUCAUGGCGUUCGUACAUUGAACAUCGAUUACGUGUAAUGAAUGAUGGCAUUGAAACAUACUCAACCAAACAGUAUGCACGCUUGGGACUGGACAAGCAUAUCGAAUCGGUUCGUGCAAUCGACAAAACGGCAUGCAAAAUGGUUCACAAUCAACCAUCAAUUUUCUACAUGGGAGCCAGCGGAUCAACACCAGCUAAUUCGCCGAUUAAGAUCAAGAAACAUGUGCGAUGUCCAGGCACACGGAAGCUGCUUGCGGCCAUUAUGAAACGUGGCAAUUGCAUCAUUCGAAUGGUCGAUGAGUACAUGACAUCACAACAUUGUCCAUUGUGCUUCAAACGAUUUCCAGUAGCAACUCGAAGCCAUCGGUAUAAGGUAUGUGUUGGUUGUGUACCGAAUCCAAUUGUUGGACUACCACGAACCAUCGUAACCAAUGUGAGCAAACGAUUACUACAAAUGCGACGAACAAUUGAACGAAUGUGGCGCGAGAUGCGUGAUAUAGGCGAUGUCAUUGCUGCAACUCUUCGAGAUGGACCGAAUGCAGGUCGUUUGGUGUCAAAGAAGCAACGCUUCUUCAAAACAUGGCUACCAAAUGUUGCAAACGUUGAAAUCGAGGGAGCUGCCGGAGCACAACCAACGCUCACAACUGUAUGGCACCGUGAUAUCGCAGCAGCGAAGCUGAUCCUCUACAAAGGUGAAUGCGUGGUGUUCAAGCGGACAAUUCAUCCAAAUGUACGGAGACCACGCCGUGUUGACAACAAUCAGCCAUUGCCGUUGUAUCGAGGUCAGAAUCAGAAUGUCAACAAUGGACAUCUGCAGCCGCAGUAGUAGCAGCCCUCAUUCAACAACAUUCAAACAA
This is a messenger RNA of Contarinia nasturtii (swede midge), 1032 nucleotides long. RefSeq lists its product as uncharacterized. Lineage: Eukaryota; Metazoa; Arthropoda; Insecta; Diptera; Cecidomyiidae. The transcript is spliced from 2 exons. Bases 144 to 1001 code for a protein of 285 amino acids. The record is from RefSeq and is a predicted model, not a curated record.